Molecule: messenger RNA, 408 nt
Organism: Toxorhynchites rutilus septentrionalis
Lineage: Eukaryota; Metazoa; Arthropoda; Insecta; Diptera; Culicidae
Exons: 2
Coding region: 55-357 (100 amino acids)
Source: RefSeq, a predicted model, not a curated record
CCUUCUGAAACGCAACUAUUGCGAGUAACAGAGAAUACUCCACAAAAGUACACAAUGAAAUCGAUUAUGUUUCUAUUCGCAAUGAUCUCGAUCAUCGCUGCAAGUGCAAUCAGACCUCAAGUAGCUUCAGUGGCUGAUUCAUCCGCGGCUGUACCAGUAGAAGGUGCCAGCAAUCAGAAUGCUGCGGAAGAGCGUGAAGACUUGGAUAACGCUGAAACUUUCGGAUUUGGAUUCCACAAACAUGUACACGUACAUGGUGGAUACUACGGUGGACCUGCCUACUAUCCCCAUUACGGUGAUUACUAUCCGUAUGGAGGAGGAUAUGGAUAUGGUUACGGGCACCCGUACUAUUACUAGAAUAAAGUUAGAUUUAUAAAAAAGUGUAAAUAAAUUCCUCGAAAACUAUAA